AUGGCGUCUGGCGCGGUGCUGCCCCGGCUGCUCGGCUCGGGUGUCCGGGCUGCGCCCCGAGGCCGGGCCGCGCCGAGAGGCAGGACGCUGGGGAGCGCCGCGGCCGCCGCUGCCCCCGAGCCAGAGCGCGAUAGCGAUUUCAGCGCCCGUAUCCUGAGCGAGCCCCUCAAGCACUCCGACUUCUUUAACGUCAAGGAGCUGUUUUCCGUGAGAAGUCUCUUUAACGCACGGGUGCACCUGGGCCACAAAGCCGGCUGUAGGCACAGGUUCAUGGAGCCGUACAUCUUCGGGAGCCGCCUGGGCCAGGACAUCAUUGACCUGGAGCAGACGGCCACACACCUGCAGCUGGCCCUAAACUUCACGGCCCACGUGGCCUACCGUGGGGGCAUCAUCCUGUUUGUGAGCCGCGCUCGGCAGUUCUCACACCUGAUUGAGAACACGGCCCGGAGCUGCGGCGAGUACGCCCACACGCGCUACUUCAAGGGCGGCCUGCUGACCAACGCGCCCCUCCUGCUGGGCCCCCAGGUCCGCUUGCCGGACCUCAUCAUCUUCCUGCACACGCUCAACAACGUCUUUGAGCCCCACGUGGCCGUGAGGGACGCGGCCAAGAUGAACAUCCCCACUGUGGGCAUCGUGGACACCAACUGCAACCCCUGCCUCAUCACCUACCCCGUCCCAGGCAACGACGACUCGCCCCCGGCCGUGCAGCUCUUCUGCCGGCUCUUCCAGACGGCAGUCACCCGGGCCAAGGAGAAGCGCCGGCAGCUCGAGGCUCUGUACCGGCUGCAGGGCGCCCCAGGCCCCCACCCGGCCAACCCCGCUUCCCCGGGAGUGCAGGCCGGGCUGGGCCUGGGCGUUGCCCCCUGA
Messenger RNA from Rangifer tarandus platyrhynchus (Svalbard reindeer), 867 nucleotides. The record is from the annotation of a GenBank genome assembly. Lineage: Eukaryota; Metazoa; Chordata; Mammalia; Artiodactyla; Cervidae.